Molecule: messenger RNA, 288 nt
Organism: Ilex paraguariensis (yerba mate)
Lineage: Eukaryota; Viridiplantae; Streptophyta; Magnoliopsida; Aquifoliales; Aquifoliaceae
Source: the annotation of a GenBank genome assembly
AAUUUCAUUGAUCUGGUCCUAGGCCCGACUUCUGGAGGGACACCAAAGCCAGAUACGUCAGCGGUGGUUCGACCAUCUGCAGUCCGAACUGAACCCUCUCCGUCAUUUCAAAACAAAAGUCAUGUCACUACUGUUUCAAAGCAUCGGGCUCUAUCGCCUGAACUCGAGGAUGAUAGUGACUUGGUAGAGGAUUCUACUUCAAUUAUCAAGUUGGUAAGGGGGCAAUCUGUUGAGAAAAAAAGGAAAGUCAUUGUCGAGCCGUUCGCCGACGAUCUUAGAGGGGCUUAG